CAGGGGACUGGACUAGAUGACCUCUCAAGGUCCUUUCCAGUCCUAUGAUUCUAUGCUUCUUAUUGGUAGACACAGGCACUGUGGGUUUCCUUUCCAGGCAUUGGCUUGGAUUGGUGUUUUGUUAGCCCAUACAGGGUUUCCCUGGUGUCCUAAAAGGCCAGUAUACCUCACCAAGGGGCCAAACCAAAACCCACAGCCAGACUUUGGGAGGGGUUAGGAUCUGGAUGUAAAUCUAGUGGCUCAGACUUGUCUCUUUAAAGAAUAUAUGAAAUAGUUAAAUUUGAGCUCCAAAUAUUUGGCAGCGUUCAGGGAGUUUCUGGUAGAUGGUUAUUAUUAAAUCUGAACCAGGGCAACCCCACAUGACAGCGUCACACCCCUCUAGAUUUAAAGGACUAUUGCAAAGACCAUUUCACUAUUGUUAGUGUUUGCAGUUCAGUCAUUGCUUCGAGGAAAAAUCUGUUGAUACGUCAGGUUAUGCUAAAUAAGCAAGAGUUCUGUAUUGGCCUGAAGCUGUUUGCAAUGCACCAUUUGCAUGCCACUUUCAAGCAGGGACAUUAUUGCUACCUUUUAAAUCCAAAAAAGGGAACUGAUAUAUUUGCAAACACACAGAUACUCAGGAUGUGGCUGCUGUUUCCUAUCACAAACACGUGAUCUGAGUUGGUUGUUGUUUUUCCACACUGCAAAAGAAAGAAAUCCAGCAAGUUUAGGUGAAAUUGUUGGGUCACUGAAAGGUACAAUGAUCUUCCUGACAAGCUGGAUUCCUGUCCUAACUACGUUUCUGCUUCUCUUAUAUUUCUGGAGAGCAAAGGUCUCUGCCUCUGGAACAUCUGAGGAGGAGGCAAUAGACCCCAAGUAUGUUAUCAUAGGAGUUACCCUGGGAGUCUUCCUAGCAAUUGGUUUUUUAGCACUAAAGAUCUGCAUGAUCAAAAGGCAAUUGACUGACAAUGACUUUGUAGAUUCAGACAACAGAGUGGAUAAAAGGUCACACGUGGAAUCCGCUGCGAUAAGAGAAGAAGUCAAUUUAUAAGAACAGCAAAAUACAACGGACCUCUAGCCAUUUUGGAAUGGGGUACAUUCAGACUGGACAUUUAACUACUGCUGUACCUGAUCUCUGCAUCAAUGAAAGACCUUUGUCCACAGGGCUGUCUCACCAGCCCCAAAUUCAAUUUUUUGAAAAAGUGAACCGAGUAACUGAUUACAGGAAAGGCUUUAUAGUGUGCAAACAACCUACAGUUAUCUCUGCACUUAACAAGCAGGUGCCUGGGGUGGCCAAGGGAGGGGGCGGCACCUGCGGCAAUUCGGGGGAGGCAGGUCCCUCACUCCCUCUAGGAGCGAAGGACCUGCCGCUGAACUGCCGCUGCUGAUCGUGACUUUUUUUUUUUCCAAUUGCCGCCGCCGAUCGUGACUUUUUUUUUUUUGCUUGGGGCAGCAGAAAUGCUGGAGCCGGCCCUGGCACUCAAAAAACAUUGUGCACUCAUAUCGUGUGCCUGAAGGGAAUGCAUGAUAGAAAUACACAUGAGAUGGGCUUUGUUCAUUAACAGGUCCUGUUUGGGCUAUGAUAAAUAUAUGAUUUUUUUUAAAUGAAUGGAAUCAAAGGUGCCCCAAAACUAGAGAUGGGUUCAAGCAAUACUGUUCAUCUGCAUUGACAUUGCAAGCACCUCAGAAAUGGGGCUGAAGGGAGAGAAAAUGGCAAGAGGGGUUGCUCAGCCCAUUGCAAAUAUAGGGGCCAUUUGCAAAAUGUGGAGUAAGGUUUAGUUUUUGAACACCAGCAUGAUGCAAAAGCUACGGGUGUUCUGAUCUGGGACCUCAAUUCUGUACCUGAACUAGAAGUAAUGGUAGAGAAAGGGGAUUAGUCAUGUUCUUUCUUUAUUAUAUGUUAAGUGCCCUUGUUUUCAUUUUUUAUUUUAUUUAUUUUUUCCUGGGAAUUUAUCAGUGUUUAUUACCACAACAACAAAAGGAGGUGAAAAUCAGUGCAAAAAACUAUUAAUAAUUUUUCUGGGUAAAUAUUGGGGUCUAUUUUGGUAGACAGAAAGAUGAGGGGAGGAAAGUAUUCAGUAGAUUAAUGCUUUGAAUUCCGAUCAUCAAUGCGGUUUGCUGCAGAACUAAAACAAGAACUCAAAACACAAUGCCACAGUGUUUAAGAAAACAAUAUAUCCCUAAUCCCCAAAUAAAACUUUUCAUUUGAAUAAACAGUU
Malaclemys terrapin pileata is the source of this 2195-nucleotide messenger RNA. RefSeq names its product transmembrane protein 273 (gene TMEM273). Lineage: Eukaryota; Metazoa; Chordata; Testudines; Emydidae. The transcript is spliced from 6 exons. The coding region runs from base 737 to 1027 and encodes 96 amino acids. The record is from RefSeq and is a predicted model, not a curated record.